CAUUGUGUAGACUUGCCAUAAAAAUAGCGACAGCCGAAACUUAUUGUGUGAACCGUAUAGUUUUGUGCUCGGCCUCGGAAAGCAAAAACUAUUCAUAAUCUUUUCGUAUGAAUAGUAUUUAAAACCCAGAAGUAUCGCCGGUAGAUUUUGUAUAUUGAAUUUGGGUUAUCGCAUCGUUCAACUGCAUUUAGUUCGGUAAAGUACGAAGAAAGUAUUCGGAAAGAUAUGUCUGAGAUGACAAGACUGCACGGAUGUAAUAUACUCAUUAUCGCCGACAAUGACAGCCUCGUCAACAAAUAUGGCCAUAGCGUAACGAUUAUCUGUGGUUACGAUCCGCAAGGAAUGAGUGUACGCGUUUUGAAGGAAGGCACACAACAUCAAUUAGAGGAAUAUCCAAUUAGCGCGAAAACGACUCAUCUUAACCAUGGUUCCACAUCACACAUAUUUGUAGUUGGCGGUGACAUGUUCUACGUCAAGUUUAGCUGUAAACGCGAUUGCCAAUUAUUCCGACAAUUGUUACAAAAAUUAUCGGGGAAAGUUAAUUCAGUAUUCAACCUCCGUACAGAGGAUUCUUCAGCAUCACAGUAUUUCCAGUUUUAUGGUUAUCUCUCGCAGCAGCAAAACAUGAUGCAGGAUUUUGUUCGAACCAGUACCUAUCAGCGAGCUAUCUACAGCAAUUCACAGGAUUUUCACAACAAAGUUGUAUUAGAUGUUGGAGCAGGAUCUGGUAUCCUGUCAUUUUUUGCCGUCCAAGCAGGUGCAGCUAAAGUAUUUGCAGUUGAAGCGAGUAACAUGGCGCAGUAUGCACAACAGCUUGUUCAGUCGAAUAACCUCGAAGGAAAAAUAACUGUAAUUGCUGGAAAGAUCGAAGAAAUUGAGCUUCCCCAGAAGGUUGAUGUUAUUAUAUCUGAACCAAUGGGUUAUAUGCUUUAUAAUGAACGCAUGUUAGAAACAUACCUUCAUGGUAAAAAAUGGCUUAAAGCCGAUGGAAAAAUGUUUCCCUCUCGAGGUGAUCUUCACGUGGCACCGUUUACUGAUGAAGCUCUCUAUAUGGAGCAGUACAACAAAGCUAACUUUUGGAUGCAAACUGAAUUUCAUGGGGUAAAUUUAGUAGCGCUCCGCGAUGCAGCCAUGAAAGAAUAUUUUCGUCAGCCGAUAGUUGACACAUUUGAUAUUCGUAUCUGUAUAGCCAAGUCGAUUAGGCACACAACCAACUUUUUGACGGCAGACGAGAAAGAUUUACAUCGUAUACAAAUCGAUGUAGAAUUUCAUAUCCUGGAAACAGGAACAUGCCAUGGAUUAGCUUUUUGGUUUGAUGUUGAAUUUGCUGGCACUUGUUCGCAGAUUUGGCUUUCAACGGCUCCAACGGAAUCGCUCACUCAUUGGUAUCAGGUACGAUGUUUGUUGCAAACACCUGUUUUCGUAAAACAAGGACAGGUGCUUUCAGGCAAGGUUGUGUUGUUGGCCAAUCAAAGGCAGAGCUAUGAUGUGGAGAUUGAUUUAAAAUUAGAAGGUACGAUGAUUACAUCUUCCAACACGUUAGAUCUUAAAAAUCCCUAUUUCCGUUACACUGGAGCACCCGUUCCUGCACCACCAGGUUCGAACACUACAUCACCUAGUGAAGCAUACUGGGGGCAGCUUGACGCUCAGGGUGCUCGAAAUGCUGUAAAUCUUGUGAAUGGCAUCACAGUAAACGGGUUAGGCGAAGUUGAUAUGUCAAUAAUUAACACGAAUUUGAUGCCAAUAAGUAAUCAACCAAACAUUCAUCCCGGUCUAAUAUCUAGCACUGGCAGACAACAAUCACAACAGCAACAAGUUACUCCAACUCAGCAACUUGCGAUGAAUCCAUCGAUUGCAUGUGCUGCAACGUCAACUCAGAAUGUAGCACAGCAGCAACUUAUUGGUGGAGCAAUUUCCCCAUCCCUUUUUACAACACCAGCUCAGCAGAUUAUCAACAGCCACCAUACACAGCCAAUUCAUGGAGGCCAGUUUUACUAGGAUUGUACAAUAAACUUACCAGGCCAGCAUAUUAUCCAACCACCGUAACUCAACACAUACAAUGGAAAAUAUAAAAACACACGAUACAUACACGCUUCAUCAUUGCAGUUCACGUUCACAACAUCAAUUCUAUUAACAUAAUUUAACUUGUAUAUCGCUUUUUAUCGAGAUUGACCGAGCAGGAACUGUCCUGUGGACAAAUUAGAGUAUGUUUGAAGGUAGCGAGCUUUUAUUAUUUGAAAGUUUUGUUUUUUUUUGUGUCUCUUUAGUUAAGAAUAGAGUUUCCAAUUAAAUUGUCCUGCGACAACUACUUGAAA
Molecule: messenger RNA, 2315 nt
Organism: Wyeomyia smithii (pitcher-plant mosquito)
Lineage: Eukaryota; Metazoa; Arthropoda; Insecta; Diptera; Culicidae
Gene: Art4
Product: histone-arginine methyltransferase CARMER
Exons: 2
Coding region: 226-1998 (590 amino acids)
Biological process (GO): peptidyl-arginine methylation
Molecular function (GO): protein-arginine N-methyltransferase activity
Source: RefSeq, a predicted model, not a curated record